Molecule: messenger RNA, 492 nt
Organism: Necator americanus (New World hookworm)
Lineage: Eukaryota; Metazoa; Nematoda; Chromadorea; Rhabditida; Ancylostomatidae
Exons: 4
Coding region: 1-492 (163 amino acids)
Source: RefSeq, a predicted model, not a curated record
AUGGCAGCACAACCGACUCACGAUACCGUUACAUUGAAGAACAUUACAGGAAGAAGUGAUUCCAUAUUGCUUCUGAAUUCAAGUAAGACUCCGAAGAAGCCCGCCAUUGAACAUGUGCAACCGCCAGGUAUCCUUGGAAGAUUGCGCUCAUUUAUUCCUCAAAUUGCGGCAGCAAACGAAGCGUUGAGCAACGCUGAUUCCGAGAAAUUGGAUGCUGACGUGAAUAAAGUUGACUUGGAUUUGGACGAAAGUGACACAAGCACCGAUGACGCUGCCAGUAGCGACGAGAUCGAAAGUGAUGUUGAUGAAGACCCGAAGGUUGAGUUCAACAUUUCGCUCUUCCGCGCUCAGCAAAGUGAUGAAGAGAACGACAUGGAUUUGAAACUUGACGUCGAGCAACUACCUGAAGGUUUUCGGGAGAGGGAUAAUUCGCUGUCAUGCGAUGGCCCUCCUUCUGAUAAGAAACCUAAAAUAUUAGUCGAAGAGUUGUGA